Molecule: messenger RNA, 3508 nt
Organism: Chinchilla lanigera (long-tailed chinchilla)
Lineage: Eukaryota; Metazoa; Chordata; Mammalia; Rodentia; Chinchillidae
Gene: Amotl1
Product: angiomotin like 1
Exons: 15
Coding region: 194-3148 (984 amino acids)
Biological process (GO): establishment of cell polarity involved in ameboidal cell migration; regulation of cell migration; actin cytoskeleton organization
Cellular component (GO): plasma membrane; bicellular tight junction; cytoplasmic vesicle
Source: RefSeq, a predicted model, not a curated record
ACUUGUUGCUCUUUUUAAACUCCACAGCACCAGAGAUGAAGUCACAUUUCUUCUUUUAAAGUGAAACAGAUUUGCCCUGUGAGUCUGUCGCUUCUGUUAGAACUUAGUGCUUUUUGUACUGCUGGUCACCUGGACUUCCUCUCAGGAGAUUCUGUUUGAUCUGAAAGCUGCACACUAGGGACUUGCUGGAAGCAUGGACCUCAGUGACAAGUGGGUUUUGGAGGCACAAAGCUGGUUGUCCCAUGCUGGAAUUCACCAUUUUCUCAACACCAGAUGGGGCAGUGAGGACGUGGAUGCCUCCUGUGCGCCUUACAACCCGGGGGAAUCCGCUCCGCCUCCUGUUUGUCACGACCCUGGCAGUCCCAUCCAGAUUGUAGAAGACCCCCACUGUUUUUUCCCGGACCUUCAGUUCUAUUCUGGGAGGCAUGAAGCCUCUGCUUUGACUGUGGAGGCAAACAGUAACCUCAGGGAGAAAGUUGUGGAGGAUCCUCUUUGUAACUUCCUCUCCCCGAACUUCCUGAGACUUUCAGAGGUGGAAAUGAGAGGUUCCGAGGAUGUGGCAGCUGGAACAGUGUUACAGCGCCUGAUCCAGGAACAGCUGCGGUAUGGCACCCCAACCGAGAACAUGAACUUGCUGGCCAUUCAGCACCAGGCCACAGGGAGUGCAGGACCAGCCCACCCUACGAACAGCUUUUCUUCCACGGAAAACCUUACUCAAGAAGACCCACAAAUGGUCUACCAGUCAGCACGCCAGGAACCGCAGGGUCAGGAACACCAGGUGGACAGCACGGUGAUGGAGAAGCAGGUCCGCUCCACACAGCCACAGCAGAACAGUGAGGAGCUGCCCACUUACGAGGAGGCCAAGGCCCAGUCACAGUUUUUCAGGGGGCAGCAGCAGCAGCAGCAGCAGGGUCCCACAGGCCAUGGCUACUACAUGGCUGGGGGCACCAGUCAGAAGUCUCGCACAGAGGGGAGACCCACGGUGAGCCGUGCCAACAGUGGGCAGGCGCAUAAGGACGAGGCGCUGAAGGAACUGAAGCAGGGCCAUGUCCGCUCCCUCAGUGAAAGGAUCAUGCAGCUGUCAUUGGAGAGGAACGGUGUCAAGCAGCACCUCCCUGGCUCAGGGAAUGGAAAGGGGUUCAAAGCAGGAGGGGGACCCUCGCCAGCUCAGCCUGCUGGGAAAGCCCUGGACCCCCGAGGUCCUCCCCCUGAGUACCCCUUUAAGACCAAACAAAUGAUGUCCCCCGUCAGCAAGAACCAAGAUCAUGGACUUUUUUACAGUGACCAGCACCCUGGGAUGCUCCAUGAGAUGGUGAAGCCUUACUCUGCCCCUCAGCCUGCGAGAACAGAAGUGGCCGUCCUGAGGUACCAGCCGCCCCCAGAGUACGGGGUCACCAGCCGCCCAUGCCAACUUCCGUUCCCGUCGGCAGUGCAGCCGCACAGCCCCAUGUCCUCGCAGACCUCCUCCGUCAGUGGGCCGCUGCACUCCGUCUCCUUGCCACUUCCACUUCCAGGGAACCUGACGCCUCAACAGCCCCCUCCUGCUCCCUCCCCUAGCCAGCAGCUUGGUCCGGAUGCCUUUGCGAUUGUAGAGCGAGCCCAGCAAAUGGUGGAGAUACUAACAGAGGAGAACCGGGCGCUUCACCAGGAACUGCAGGGCUACUACGACAAUGCCGACAAGCUCCACAAGUUUGAAAAAGAACUUCAAAGAAUUUCAGAAGCCUAUGAGAGUCUGGUCAAGUCCACCACCAAGCGCGAGUCGCUGGACAAGGCAAUGCGAAACAAACUGGAAGGCGAGAUCAGAAGACUUCAUGAUUUCAACAGAGACCUCCGAGAUCGACUAGAGACAGCCAACAGACAGCUGUGCAGCAGGGAGUACGAGGGGCACGAAGACGAAGCCUCAGACGGUCACUAUGCUUCCCAGAAUAAAGAAUUCUUGAAGGAAAAGGAGAAGUUAGAAAUGGAGUUAGCAGCAGUGCGGACUGCAAGUGAGGACCAUCGGAGACACAUUGAGAUCCUGGACCAGGCCUUGAGCAAUGCCCAGGCCAGAGUCAUCAAGCUGGAAGAGGAGCUACGAGAGAAACAAGCGUAUGUGGAGAAGGUGGAGAAGCUGCAGCAGGCCCUGACACAGCUGCAGUCUGCGUGUGAGAAGCGAGAGCAGAUGGAGCGCAGGCUGCGGACCUGGCUGGAAAGAGAGCUGGAUGCGCUGCGGACCCAGCAGAAACAUGGAAAUGGCCAUCAAGCUGGUGUGCCAGAAUACAACGCUCCGGCCCUCAUGGAACUUGUUCGGGAGAAGGAGGAGAGGAUCCUGGCCCUAGAGGCUGACAUGACCAAGUGGGAGCAGAAGUACCUGGAGGAGAGCACCAUCCGACACUUCGCCAUGAAUGCCGCAGCCACUGCUGCAGCUGAGAGGGACACCACAAUCAUCAACCACUCGCGGAAUGGGAGCUACGGGGAGAGCUCGCUGGAGGCCCACAUCUGGCAGGAGGAGGAAGAGGUGGUGCAGGCCAACAGGAGGUGUCAGGACAUGGAGUACACUAUUAAAAAUCUACAUGCCAAAAUCAUAGAGAAGGAUGCCAUGAUUAAAGUGCUUCAGCAGCGAUCCCGGAAAGACGCUGGGAAGGCGGACUCCUCAAGCCUGCGGCCAGCACGUUCUGUCCCGUCCAUUGCAGCCGCCACUGGGACACACUCCCGCCAGACCUCACUUACCAGCAGCCAGCUGGCUGAGGAGAAGAAGGAAGAGAAGACCUGGAAGGGCAGCAUAGGGUUGCUGCUGGGGAAAGAACACCACGAACAUGCUUCUGCCCCACUGCUGCCAAUCCCGCCUGCUUCUACACUGUCCCCUGCGGCCGCUGCCACAUCAGCCAGCAGUGCCCAUGCCAAGACGGGCAGCAAGGACAGCAGCACCCAGACAGACAAGAGCACCGAACUCUUCUGGCCCAACAUGGCCUCCCUCCCCAGCCGCAGCAGGCUGAGCACAACCCCUUCCAACAGCCCUGUCCUGAAACACCCAGUGGCCAAAGCAACCACAGAGAAACUGGAGAACUCCCUUGGCCACGGGAAGUCACUGGACCACAGAGGCCGCGUCAGUAGCUUGCUGCACAAGCCUGAGUUCCCGGAUGGGGAGACGAUGGAAGUUCUCAUCUAACGCUGCCCUCCCUGUUGAAUUUCAUACUGCAACACUGGCACAUCAAGAAAAUGGCAGAGAGAGAAGAAAGAUCAAGAAGGUUGCAGAUGGGAAACCAGGAAUGAUGUGAACUGAUAAAGAUUUCAGAGUAUAAGAAUACUUUUUAUAAAUGUUACAAGCAAAAACAGGAGACCUACAUGACAGAGAAAAGAGAAUGCUGUGGAUUUUCUUACAUAUAGUGGAAGAGAAGAUGCUCGUAGGUUUGGAAACCGAACUUAAGAAGUAGGAAAUGGAAUUUUUCAUUGUACAAAAGUUGUAUCUCUUGGGGAGCCUUGGUGUACUCCCAUUCUUUGGUUAUAAACAGAUCAACCUAGACAUGUA